Molecule: messenger RNA, 1668 nt
Organism: Hyaloscypha bicolor E
Lineage: Eukaryota; Fungi; Ascomycota; Leotiomycetes; Helotiales; Hyaloscyphaceae
Exons: 1
Coding region: 12-1520 (502 amino acids)
Biological process (GO): nucleolar large rRNA transcription by RNA polymerase I; transcription initiation at RNA polymerase I promoter
Cellular component (GO): RNA polymerase I core factor complex
Molecular function (GO): RNA polymerase I general transcription initiation factor activity; TBP-class protein binding; RNA polymerase I core promoter sequence-specific DNA binding
Source: RefSeq, a predicted model, not a curated record
CAAACCCCAAAAUGCCACUCUUCGCCCUUCCCCUCGCCCCCUCCUCAACGACCUCACACUUCCAACCCACAAACACACGUGUCCCCCUCCAAACCUCCCUCCCAAUCCGCAAGCGCAAACGCCGCCCCUCACCUUCGCCCGGUCCAUCCUUGUCCGAAGACGACCACGACCACGACCACGACAACGAGCUCCCAGCAUCCACAAACCCGCUGAGUCUUACGCCGAAUGAGAUAGCACAGUAUAAGGUUGCGGGACUGAGGCUUGAUGAGGAGAUUCCGGGGGUGAAGGGGUGGCCGCAUCGAGGUUUAGGGCCCGCGAGGGCAGCGGAGGGGAAGCAGGAUUGGAAGGGAAAGGUUAAAGAGAAAUCGCACAUUUUGCAACAUGGAGAGGGAGUGGAUGGCGAAGGCGGAGAGGUCAGGAAGAUCGGAGCGGACAACGGGGAGGAGGGGAUAAAAGAAAAGAGAGCAGAGAGAGGACCAAGAUUACGAUUACAGCAUCUCAGUGUCCUAAUGACUAUAUUACAGCGGUGUUUACUGGAGGGCGACAUAAGCAGAGCGAGUCGUGCGUGGGCGAUGUUGAUUCGGGCGCAGGUUGGGGGACGGGGGGUGGAUUUGAGGGGCAGUGGGUAUUGGGGUAUUGGGGCUGAAUUGCUGAUUCGGAGUCUGGAGAGGAGGGGUAAGUACUCUUAUGAUGAGGAGAGUGAGGGCGAGGGAGAGGAAGGGGGAGGGGAACAGAUGUGGGGCAGUAGGGAGGGUCUGGAGAAGGCGAGGGAUUAUUAUGAGAGGUUGAUUCUGCAGCAUCCGUAUAAGAGGCAGUUUGACGGGAGUGUGAGCGCGUUGGACUUUUGGCCUGUGUUGGUCGGCUGUGAGGUUUAUGGGAUUCAGUUUGAGCAGAAUGAGGAGUUGAGGAGGAUUACUAGGGAGGCAGAGGAGGAUGAGGGUGGAGAGAGAAGUGAGAGUCAGAGCGAAGAAUCUGAAGAGGAUGCAAAGGAUGCAGAGGACGAGGAAUUUGGUAUGGAUGCUGCAUUUGCCGCAGAGCAGAGGAGGAAAUCUCGCCGGAUGAGACGGAGGGCGGAGAGAAGGUGGACAGAGAGAGACGAGAUUCGGAAGACGGCUCUGACGGCUUCAGAGAAGAUCGCUGCCAGACUGGACGACCUGAUGACAACUCCUCCAUAUUCUGACAGCCACAACUUGCUUCGACUUCGAGGAAUGAUCGCACUUUAUAUUGGCCAUCUGAGUGUUCCAGCACCGCCUCCGGAUGAGACAAACGAAGAUAAUGAGGGAGAAGGCCUCGAGAGAAGCCGACGAUUGAGAAGCGCUGACAAGAACAUGGAGCGUAGGUUUUUAUUCAGCCAACGGGUCGGCGACCAUGAGCGUGGGAAGAAGAAGCAUAAAGAGGAGCAAGAGCGAGCAAAGAAGCUCUUUGACAGGAUCGCGAGAGAAGGAGGGGAUAUCGAAGAUAUCAAGCUGCCCCUGGAACAGGACGAAGAUCCAGUGGAGUUCUAUGACGCGGAAAGAUAGCCACCUCCGUUUAAAUGGAACCAUCGAUCAGACUUCUUUUCCAAGUACCAAAAGCUUGAUAUUUAACCGUCUCUGCCAGGGGUUUAACCACAGUCGUGAGUCAAGAUAGCUAACAGCAGAUAUUUUCACUGUAAUGAAGCAUUCAUCU